UGUUUAUUCAUUCAUCUGUUAUAUGAUUCAUUGAAUAACUUUGUCUUUCUCAGCUCUACACAAACUAAUUUAUGCGCAGUUAUCAAGAGAAAAUGUGUAUGCUAAUGAGGUGAUCAUACUCCUAAUGGCCAGUUACACGGAAAAAGAAUUCCAUCUUUAUUCACACUGUCUGAAAUACCUACAUCAUAUUGGUCAAUUGAACAAUAAUACUGCUUAUAAUGAAUAAUUUAUAAUAUCAUAGUGUAUUUAAAUGUUUCUGUGUCAGAAAUGGAUACUACAUUGUUUAACUGUAUUCAAUAUCUUCCAUUUGAUCACUGGAUGUAUAGCGUUAAGCAGUGGGAUUUAUGAAUUCACAUAUAGUGAAUAUCACUUUCUUAGAGGAAAGUAUGAGCUAUCACUAUUCACUGGAUCUUAUAUAACAUGUACGUGUGGAGUGUUUAUUCUAAUUACUAGCCCACUUGGAUGGGUUGGAAUUUUGUCUCAAUCAAAGAGUUUAUUGACAAUGUUCUGCAUACUGUUGGUGCUUAGUGGAAUUUGUUUACUUGGUUGUGGAAUAUGGGCAACGAAGUACUCUGAAAAUAUUCAUUACGAAUUAGAACAAAUGUUCAACAGACUAUUAGAUAAUUAUGAUGAGAAACGUUUGAUGGUCAAUGAAGAUACGAAAUUUUUUAAUUAUUUACAAUAUAAACUUGAUUGCUGUGGUAAACUAAGCGUUGAAGAUCUGUCAGAUCGUAAGCCAAUUUUGGCAUGUGGACUGAAAGCUGGUGAAAAGAAGGGUUGUUUAUCAAAACUCACCGGUUUAACAAAGUCAGGUCAGUUUCGUAUUGCGCUAGUCAACUAUUGUAUAGCAGUUUGUCAGUGAACUACUGAUGCGGGUUACAAACUGCUGCACCCUGGAUAGUCAGAAAUAUGGACUAGGUAGAAGAAAUUCUUUAACGUCGAAUAAAUAAUUACACAUCACUAUGUAGUAGCAUGAAAAUUCCUUCGUUUUUGGACUAUAAUUAUCUUAUAUAUAUAUAUCGGCUUUUGUCUACUCGUCCAUCAUUCUCUUUUUGCUUUUACUAAUUACAUUUCAUUUACCAAAUGUAUAAUAAUUAUCAUGUAGCCAAUUCUAAUUUUUUUUUGCAGUCUGAGUAGUCUUCAUUAUUCACAGGUAUACUCUGGAUUUUUGAAUAAUUUCUGAUGUGAGUGAUAUUUCUUUGGUUAUUGUAGCUAUAGCCAAAUAACUAUUUCAAUCAAAACAUUGUUCAAGCCUACUGAAAUUUAGUAUACAAGUGUGUUGUUGUACAGCUAUGUGAAUGAACUCGUUGACAAGGGGAAUGUCUCUCCGAACUAUUUUUUUUCACCAGUAAUUUAGCUAAUAAUGAUGGACAAAGGAAUUUUGGGUGCGCAAUUUGUCCUAUUUUGGACUAGUCAACUGGAUUUGCCUGUAUCUCAAAGACUCAAACCUAUCUAUCUACUUAUCUAUCUAUCUAUCUAUCUAUCUAUCACUUCACUUUUUAUAUCCAAUGUCUUGAUAGCUUUUUCUACCAUGUUCAUCUACCUGACUAUGAAACACUCCUGUUUAGACGUUUGACUUACAUGAAUGGGUAAGAUACGUUUUAUUUAAGCCACUUUGAGUAAUUUUAUUUAACAUUUACACAAACUAUACAUAAAAA
Messenger RNA from Trichobilharzia regenti, 1658 nucleotides. The record is from the annotation of a GenBank genome assembly. Lineage: Eukaryota; Metazoa; Platyhelminthes; Trematoda; Strigeidida; Schistosomatidae.